AUGGAUCAACGAUCACGAAAUGAUGAUUACUCGAGAGUAAAUACGACUCGCAAGAACAUUCAAAGGAGCAUAUUCCACCCGAUAAACGGUAACGCAAACGCCAUACCUCAGCCACAGCAACCGCAACCGCAAGUGUACAUCAUAAACAAGAACGACUUCAAAAGCUUUGUUCAACAAGUAACGAGUAAUUAUCACCAAUCAUGUGAGCGUUUAUCUCAAAACUCUCCAAAGCGUCAGAAGACAAGACCAGAGCCAAUAAAACAAACCUCAUCGGCUCCUACCAAUGCCACAACGGUUCAAGAUGAUCCUCAUGUGUCAUUGUAUAUGCGUUGUCUUCAAAGCUUACUUGACGACUCAUCAGAAUCUUAUAAUGGUGAUCAAUCCCAACAACCAUUUUAUGAGUAUGAAUCUCAACCUCAGGUUCCAAAACAACUCAUGACAUGUUCCAAUGAUCUUGAACCGGUCAUGAACACUACUACUUUGACCUCUACUUGGUUUGACGAUGGCUUGCCUCAACAAAUGGACGGUGCUAACUCAUUGGAGUAUCCUCAACCACUGACUCCAAACUUCACAUUUUCGUCUAUGAAUCAAGUUGGAGUUUUCUAUCCGGAUCUAGAACUUUUCUAG
This is a messenger RNA of Microthlaspi erraticum, 627 nucleotides long. The record is from the annotation of a GenBank genome assembly. Lineage: Eukaryota; Viridiplantae; Streptophyta; Magnoliopsida; Brassicales; Brassicaceae.